CCACGGCGACACGUGGAGCCGGGACAGGCGGGUGGGGGCGGGGGUGUGCCCGCGCCGUGUCCCCCGCGCGUGCGGCCGGCCGGGCGGCUGCGUGAGUCACGUCGGGGCUCGCCUUUAUAACCGCCGGCAGGAUCGCGCGAGUGGCCAGUCCGGCACUCCGCGUUCGGUGCUGCAGCCCGCGCGUCCCCAACGGUCCCCCAACAGCCGCCCAGGCCCGAGGGUGCCAUGAGAAGCCCGCGCUGCGCCCGCCUGCUGCUUCUGCUGCUGCUGCUGCCGCUGCUGCUCACGCCUCCCGCCGGCGACGCCGCGAUCAUCACCGGGGCCUGCGAAAAUGACCCCCAGUGUGGUGGAGGCAUGUGCUGUGCUGUUAGUAUCUGGGUUAAGAGCAUACGGAUUUGCACACCGCUGGGCAAAGUGGGAGACAGUUGCCAUCCGAUGAGUCAUAAAGUUCCAUAUAUGGGGGAAAGAAAGCAUCACACAUGUCCAUGCCUGCCCGACUUAGCCUGUUCACGGAAUUCGUCUAAACGAUAUACUUGUUCAGCCCGGAAGUAAUCACUUUAGAGGAGAAGCUUUGAAUGUGAACGGCCACACGAUGUCUGUAAAGCCUGUUCACCUGUGAUUGUGUCAAAUAAAUAAUAUGCCAGAAAGAAA
Molecule: messenger RNA, 651 nt
Organism: Cervus elaphus (red deer)
Lineage: Eukaryota; Metazoa; Chordata; Mammalia; Artiodactyla; Cervidae
Gene: PROK2
Product: prokineticin 2
Exons: 3
Coding region: 226-552 (108 amino acids)
Source: RefSeq, a predicted model, not a curated record